Molecule: messenger RNA, 1065 nt
Organism: Didymodactylos carnosus
Lineage: Eukaryota; Metazoa; Rotifera; Eurotatoria; Philodinida; Philodinidae
Source: the annotation of a GenBank genome assembly
AUGAAAUUCUUGGACGCUAUUCUAUCAGGUGAUAGCGAUACAAAUAGAAUGAUUUUAGAUCAUUGGUUAGUUUCUAUUGGCUUUGGCACCAUUGGAUUUAUAUUUAAUUUAAUAGCCAUUUUAAUAUUUUCAUUUUCAAAUACAUUUCGUAAUAAUACAUUUCGAUGUUAUAUUUAUUCAUUUAUUAUUGUUCAUUGUAUUUGUAUAUUUAGUCAUACAUGGUCAUAUCUUUUAUUUCACGUCAUUAACAAGAAUAUUUUAUGUAUAGCAAAUGCAUUUUUACAACAAUCAUCGUCCACAUGUUCUUUAUGGAUUAUGGUGCUAUUAUCAUCUGAACGUGCAUUUACAUUCAUGCAUCCGUAUAAAGUAAAAAAAAUAUUUACAUCUAGAACAACGUGUAUACUUUUGACUCUAAUUCUUCUUCUUUCGGUAUUAGUUCAUAUGGAUGAACUGUUCGCUAAAAGUAUUGAAAGUAUAAGUUUUCGUGAGAUCAGUUUUUCCUAUGGUAUAUGUUCAUUAAAACGUGAAAAGUAUUAUUUUGAUACAAAAAUAAAAAUAUUAUUAUAUUCCAUAUCGUUUAUACUACCAUUUUUAUUAAACUCAAUAUUUGAUAUUUACAUCUGUCGACAAAUAUAUUUGAGACGAAAAAAUCUGGCACGUGCUAAACUAAAUUGUUUUAAAUUUGGAAAGAAAACAAAGAGAUCAUUGGCACAUGAGAUUACAUUAACAUUGUUAUGUUUAUCAUUUUGGCUAUUAUUAACAUAUUUUCCAUUGCGUUUGUAUUAUUUACUUGUAUCAUUCAAUUUAAUUGAUUACGCAGAAGAUAAUUCAUUACCAGUAUUAUUAAUACGAUAUAAUCUAUUAAUUUAUCUAGCAUUUAGUCCGACACUAUAUGUUAUUUUAAGUCCAACGCUUAGAAUUGAAAUUAAACAAUAUUUGUGUGUAACGUACAAUGGUCAUGAAUUACAGCAGAAUUACAACGGUCAUGUGACACGCCAACAAAAAAACGAUACAAACACACAUGGGCAAGUCCAAGUUCAGACUUGGUCUCAGGUCCGGACUUGA